Molecule: messenger RNA, 1553 nt
Organism: Oppia nitens
Lineage: Eukaryota; Metazoa; Arthropoda; Arachnida; Sarcoptiformes; Oppiidae
Exons: 4
Coding region: 289-1470 (393 amino acids)
Source: RefSeq, a predicted model, not a curated record
UAUGACAUAAUAUCUAAUGAAUAAACAUUUUUAUUAAUAUUUUUAACAAUUUAUUUAGUGGUUGAUUGAAAAUAAAGCAAAUAAUUUAGUGACACAUCAUUGUAUCGUAUCAUUGGCAGAGAGCUGAGGACCGAUAGUACAGUAAUACUACUACAGUCUAUAGCAAUAUACUGUACAGUAUAGGGUUGGCGUUGUCUUUCAAUACUGUAUUGCAAUUUAUACAAUAAAUAUGACUUCAAAUAAUACUACAAAUAGUGGUGAAGACAGUAUGAGUCAAUCUAAAAGGGUAUGUUUGAUAUGUUUGUAAAAAAUAUACAAACAAAUUUUGAAAAUCAAAUCAAACCAAUUAUCAAACAAAAACAAUAUAUCAUCACAAAACGUAAAAUGUGUGAUAACUAUGUGAAAGACUUCGGUAACUAUUGCCGAAACAAUGGCAUUCCCGAAGAGGCCAUCAAAUACACAACCGAUAGCAAUACCAAUGGUAUGGGAAAGUACUGGUCUAUUGUGUUUGUAGACAUGGAUGGACUCAGUGAUGUGAUUAGAGGAUCGGCUUUCGGCGACACCGAAUUGGACUCGUGUAACAAUGCGGCCAAACAGGCGCUCGACAAGUGUGGCGAUCGGGUGAUCGUUGAACUGUUGGAUAAAAUUGAACACAUGGUCGUCACAAAAGCUACCGAUGCUGAGGCUGCUGUUGGUAGUGGUGAUCAACAGGACAAAUCUGGUUCAAGUCCUGUUAGUACCGGUGUUGGCGACAACAAUGUCAGCCGAUCUACCGAUGCGACGACAAGGUCGCCAACAGCGACGGGUGACAUAACUAAUAUUCCUAAUCCGAUCGGUUAUCUUAACGAACUGAGCGCCAAUAAGAAGCUGUCGAAAACCUAUACGUUUCCCGACUAUAAAGUGAUAAAAAGGUCGGGCGCUGAUCAUAAUCUUGAGUUUACCUUCGAAUGCAAGAUGUUUGUGAACGGCAUCGAAAUGGUGGUCAGGGGUAAGGGUUCCAAUAAAAAGAGGGCAAAAGAGGAAUCGGCUAAAGCUAUGAUUAGAUUGAUCAACAGUCAAGACGCCGGUAGUGAAAACAUUUCCCCAAACACUUUCUCUGGAGGUCAACAACAACUACAACAACAGGUCAAUCGAGCACAAGAUCUUAACACUCAUAUCCGCAAUAUUAGCCAAAAUUCGGCUCAAAAACAGCAAUUGAACGACUGGUUUGUCGACGAAACUCUUGAUUAUCAGAAAAAGUUGGACAAAAUUUUGCCUCUAUUGGGCUGUUAUGCCAAAUAUGACCAGUCAUGGGAUGGACAGUCGUGUUCUACUAUUGUCGAAGUUAUUGUCACUCAUUUGACUGAUAGAUGGUUUAAAACUAUUGCUAUGAGUGAUAAGGGCGCUAAUGAUAGCCAAUUGAAAGCCGCCAGAAAAACCAUUAUUCAAUUGAAAAUCAAUGUCACCGACGAUGACGAUAGCUAUCAAUAAACAAAAAUUAUUGAAUUUAUUAAUUGAUUAAAUUGAAUAUACUUAUUAAGUGAUUGUAUAUUUGAUUGUAUUAUUAUUAUUCG